GUCACACCGACCCAACAGAGAGCAACUGGACCCUGUUAACUACACGCAUAAACCUCCUAUGUCUAUCCGCUCACCUCUACGCACAUGUCGUUCGCCCCUUUCUCUGCUAUUUCUUCUCUCUCUCUCUAGAGAUUUUGCUAUCUAAUGGCGCGAGUUCUCUCACAAACCCUAACCCGAAUCUCCUCAUCGCCAUUGCCAAACUCAACCAUCCUCUACACUAAAUCAUCAUCAUCCUCCUCGCCUUUGGCUCUCUCUCCUCGCAUCCUCUCCCACCGGAACCGAUCGAACCAGUCUGGUAAGGCUCAGCUCGUCGAAGUUGACCUCGACUCCGACGGCAGUGGCGGCGGUGAGAUCGAGGUCAUGGGGGUCCGGAAGCUCGAGGAUGUGAUUCACAGCAUCAUCGUUCGGCGAUCGGCGCCCGACUGGCUCCCCUUCAUCCCCGGCUCGUCCUACUGGGUCCCUCCCCGACGUCGGCCUUCAGGGAUUGUGGAAUUGAUCGGGAAGUUGACGAAACCCUUGUCGGAGGAGGAGGGUAUGUCCUUCACGACGGAGCGAGGGUGGCCUUCUUCGACCUAUUUCAUUGAAGGUAGUGCACCAAUGCAUCCAGUUCCACUGGAGCUGCAGGCGGAGCUGAAGGUUGAGGACAACUUGGAUAAUGCAUCUCGAUCUGAGGAUGAGGAAGGUUAAAAAUCAUCACUUUGCAGAAAUGCUUGCUAGGGGUUGCUGGCUCACAUUUGUACAUAAAUCUAAAACUGAAAAAAAAAAAAAAAAAUGAAAAUGCUAGAAAGUGAAGCUGUGCGGGAGAAAGGCAAGUGAGGCAAAUGGAUGUCUGUACAGAUGGAACCUUUGAUAUUGUGAGGCUCCUGGGAUCUUAAUAGAGUUGCUGCUUUUCUAGUUGUCAAGCUCUCAUCAGUUUUACCUAAAAGCAUAGCCCUUCUGUUGUGUUGUUUUACAUUACCAUGAAAAAUGCUAUUGUAUGUUUUAGACAUGGAUAUAGGCUAGAUGUUGCAUUGCAUUUAUUGCUUUUGAUCAUUUUCCGAUCAUUAGCACUAAUGGUCUAUUGCACGUGUUGCUGUACUCAUGUCCAAACAUAACCCUUGCCAUUCGUAGCCCCCCUUAGCCAGGAUUCUUGACUCGGACAUGGGGUUUGUUGUGACAAGGGGAGCAUCUUCAGUUGGAAUUAGAGUUUGCGUUGACAGCCAAUAUAGGGUUUUUUUUUUUUCCUUCAACAGAGAACAUCCAGUUAGGUUGGUAUUUGGUAUUUGCUGUAUGAUUAUGUUUAUUUUCAACUGUCGUAAACGAGUUGGGAGAAAUUUUAUACAUGUUUGUUUGUAACUGUACUGUAUGAAUUCCAAUUUGGUUGCAAUCAGGCUAUAGCCUACUAUGCAAAGCAGCUGCUCAGAUCCAAGCAAAAACAUGUCACUAUUGAAUGGAAUAAAUAUGUUUAG
This is a messenger RNA of Camellia sinensis, 1448 nucleotides long. RefSeq lists its product as uncharacterized. The record is from RefSeq and is a predicted model, not a curated record. NCBI's taxonomy places the organism in Eukaryota, Viridiplantae, Streptophyta, Magnoliopsida, Ericales, Theaceae.